AUGAGAAAUAUACUUUGGAAGAAAGCUGACGACCUCAAGAAUCUAAAUGAGAUAUAUGACACGUGUAUUAAACUAGACGGAUCUCGUUGCGACAGAGACAAGGAGAUUACAACAGGGUGGUGCUAUCAUCGUGGCGAGUGUCAUGUACGCGUUGAAAAAUUUGCGUCUGGCAAGCUGUAUUUGGUGCCGUUCUGCGAGUGCAAAGGUUCGGAAAGUGGACGUUUCUGUGAGUACCAUCGGGAUAGCUCAUGCGAUCCAACGGCAGUCGAGAAACAGAGAGGCGUGACAAAAGAGAAUCGUUGCACGAGUCUGCGAAAUGGCAUCUGCAUCGCUCCAGAAGGAAUUGCUCUCUGCGAGUAUGUU
Molecule: messenger RNA, 363 nt
Organism: Ostertagia ostertagi
Lineage: Eukaryota; Metazoa; Nematoda; Chromadorea; Rhabditida; Trichostrongylidae
Source: the annotation of a GenBank genome assembly